CAGCCGCAUGACGCGCGGAGGAGGCAGCGGGAGCAGCCGCGGGAGCCGGGACCGGGGAGCGGCGCGCUGGGGGUGGGCGCCGCUCGCUCCGCCCCGCGAAGCCCCUGCGCGCUCAGGGACGCGGCCCCCCCACGGCAGCCGCGCUAGGCUCCGGCGUGUGGCUGCGGCCGCCGCCGCCGCUGCCAUGUCCCCGGGGAAGCCCGGGGCGGGCGGAGCGGGGACGAGGCGGAUCGGCGGGCGGAGGAGGAGGCGAAGGAGGCGGCAGGAGGCGGCGACGACGGUGCCCGGGCUCGGGCGCACGGCGGGGCCCGAUUCGCGCGUCCCGGGCACGUUCCAGGGCGCGCGGGGCAUGAAGCCGGCGGCGCGGGAGGCGCGGCUGCCUCCGCGCUCGCCCGGGCUGCGCUGGACGCUGCCGCUGCUGCUGCUGCUGCUGCGCCUGGGCCAGAUCCUGUGCGCAGGUGGCACCCCUAGUCCAAUUCCUGACCCUUCAGUAGCAACUGUUGCCACAGGGGAAAAUGGCGUAACUCAGAUCAGCAGUACAGCAGAAUCCUUUCACAAACAGAAUGGAACUGGAACACCUCAGGUGGAAACAAACACCAGUGAGGGUGGCGAAAACUCUGGAGCCAACGAUAGUUUAAGAACACCUGAACAAGGAUCUAAUGGGACUGAUGGGGCAUCUCAAAAAACUCCCAGUAGCACUGGGCCCAGUCCUGUGUUUAACAUUAAAGCUGUUUCCAUCAGUCCAACCAAUGUGAUCUUAACCUGGGAAAGUAACGACACAGCUGCUUCUCAGUACAAGUAUGUAGUAAAGAAUGAGAUGGAAAAUGAGAAGACAAUUACUGUCGUGCAUCAACCGUGGUGCAACAUCACAGGCUUACGUCCAGCAACUUCAUAUGUAUUCUCCAUCACUCCAGAAAUAGGCAAUGAGACUUCGGGAGAUCCCAGAGUCAUAAAAGUCAUCACAGAGCCGAUUCCAGUUUCUGAUCUCCGUGUUGCCCUCAUGGGUGUGAGGAAGGCUACUCUGUCCUGGAGCAAUGGCAAUGGCACUGCCUCCUGCCGGGUGCUUCUUGAAAGCAUUGGAAGCCAUGAGGAGUUGACUCAAGACUCAAGACUUCAGGUCAAUAUCUCGGGCCUGGAGCCAGGGGUUCAAUACAACAUCAACCCGUAUCUUCUACAAUCAAAUAAGACAAAGGGAGACCCCUUGGGCACAGAAGGUGGCUUGGAUGCCAACAACACAGAGAGAAGCUGGGCAGGGAGCCCCACCGCCCCUGUGCAUGAUGAGUCCCUCCUGGGACCUGCAGACCCAUCGUCUGGCCAGCAGUCCCAAGACACGGAAGUCCUGCUUGUCGGGUUAGAGCCUGGCACCCGAUACAAUGCCACCGUUUAUUCCCAAGCAGCGAAUGGCACAGAAGGACAGCCCCAGGCCAUAGAGUUCAGGACAAAUGCUAUUCAGGUUUUUGACGUCACUGCUGUGAACAUCAAUGCCACAAGCCUGACUCUGAUCUGGAAAGUCAGUGAUAACGAGUCGUCAUCUAACUAUACCUACAAGAUACAUGUGGCGGGGGAGACAGAUUCUUCCAAUCUCAACGUCAGUGAGCCUCGCGCUGUCAUCCUGGGACUCCGCUCCAGCACCUUCUACAACAUCACAGUGUGUCCUGUUCUAGGUGACAUCGAGGGCACGCCGGGCUUCCUCCAAGUGCACACCCCCCCUGUUCCAGUUUCCGACUUCCGAGUGACAGUGGUCAGCAUGACAGAGAUCGGCUUAGCAUGGAGCAGCCAUGAUGCAGAAUCAUUUCAGAUGCGUAUCACACAGGAGGGAGCUGGCAAGUCUUCGGUAGAAAUAACCACCAACCAAAGUAUUAUCAUUGGUGGCUUGUUCCCUGGAACCAAGUAUUGCUUUGAAAUAGUUCCAAAAGGACCAAAUGGGACUGAAGGGGCAUCUCGGACAGUUUGCAAUAGAACUGUUCCCAGUGCAGUGUUUGACGUCCACGUGGUCUGCGUCACCACCACGGAGAUGCGGCUGGAGUGGAAGAGCCCAGACGGUGCUUCCGAGUAUGUUUACCAUUUAGUCAUAGCAUCCAAGCAUGGCUGUAACCACACAAGCACGUAUGACAAAGCGGUCACUCUCCAGGGCCUGAUCCCGGGCACCUUAUAUAACAUCACCAUCUCUCCAGAAGUGGACCACGUCUGGGGGGACCCCAACUCCACUGCACAGUACACACGGCCCAGCAAUGUGUCCAACAUUGAUGUAAGUACCAACACCACAGCAGCAACUUUAAGUUGGCAGAACUUUGAUGACGCCUCUCCCACGUACUCCUACUGCCUUCUUAUUGAGAAGGUUGGAAAUUCCAGCAACGCAACACAAGUAGUCACGGACACUGGAAUUACUGAUGCUACAGUCACUGAAUUAAUACCUGGCUCAUCAUACACAGUGGAGAUCUUUGCACAAGUAGGGGAUGGGAUCAAGUCACUGGAACCUGGCCGGAAGUCAUUCUGUACAGAUCCUGCAUCCGUGGCCUCCUUCGACUGUGAAGUGGUCCCCAAAGAGCCAGCCCUGGUUCUCAAAUGGACCUGCCCUCCUGGUGCCAAUGCAGGCUUCGAGCUGGAGGUCAGCAGUGGAGCCUGGGUCAAUGCGACCCACCUGGAGGGCUGCUCCUCUGAGAAUGGCACUGAGUAUAGAACGGAAGUCACGUAUUUGAAUUUUUCUACCUCGUACAACAUCAGCAUCACCACUGUGUCCUGUGGAAAGAUGGCAGCCUCCACCCAGAACACCUGCACCACUGGCAUCACAGAUCCCCCUCCUCCAGAUGGAUCCCCUAAUAUUACAUCUGUCAGUCACAAUUCAGUAAAGGUCAAGUUCAGUGGAUUUGAAGCCAGCCACGGACCCAUCAAAGCCUAUGCUGUCAUUCUCACCACCGGGGAAGCUGGUCACCCUUCUGCAGAUGUCCUGAAAUACACGUAUGAGGAUUUCAAAAAGGGAGCCUCAGAUACUUAUGUGACAUACCUCAUAAGAACAGAAGAAAAGGGACGUUCUCAGAGCUUGUCUGAAGUUUUGAAAUAUGAAAUUGAUGUUGGGAAUGAGUCAACCACGCUUGGUUAUUACAAUGGGAAGCUGGAACCUCUGGGCUCCUACCGGGCUUGUGUGGCUGGCUUCACCAACAUUACCUUCCACCCUCAAAACAAGGGGCUCAUCGAUGGGGCUGAGAGCUAUGUGUCCUUCAGUCGCUACUCAGAUGCCGUUUCCUUGCCCCAGGAUCCAGGUGUCAUCUGUGGAGCGGUUUUUGGCUGUAUCUUUGGUGCCCUGGUUAUUGUGACUGUGGGAGGCUUCAUCUUCUGGAGAAAGAAGAGGAAAGAUGCAAAGAAUAAUGAAGUGUCCUUUUCUCAAAUUAAAUCUAAGUUAAUCAGAGUGGAGAAUUUUGAGGCCUACUUCAAGAAGCAGCAAGCUGACUCCAACUGUGGGUUCGCAGAGGAAUACGAAGAUCUGAAGCUUGUUGGAAUUAGUCAACCUAAAUAUGCAGCAGAACUGGCUGAGAAUAGAGGAAAGAAUCGCUAUAAUAAUGUUCUGCCCUAUGAUAUUUCCCGUGUCAAACUUUCGGUCCAGACCCAUUCAACGGAUGACUACAUCAAUGCCAACUACAUGCCUGGCUACCACUCCAAGAAAGAUUUUAUUGCCACACAAGGACCUUUACCGAACACUUUGAAAGAUUUUUGGCGUAUGGUUUGGGAGAAAAAUGUAUAUGCCAUCAUUAUGUUGACCAAAUGUGUUGAACAGGGAAGAACCAAAUGUGAGGAGUAUUGGCCCUCCAAGCAGGCUCAGGACUAUGGAGACAUAACUGUGGCAAUGACAUCAGAAAUUGUUCUUCCGGAAUGGACCAUCAGAGAUUUCACAGUGAAAAAUAUCCAGACAAGUGAGAGUCACCCUCUGAGACAGUUCCAUUUCACCUCCUGGCCAGACCACGGUGUUCCCGACACCACUGACCUGCUCAUCAACUUCCGGUACCUCGUUCGUGACUACAUGAAGCAGAGUCCUCCCGAAUCGCCGAUUCUGGUGCAUUGCAGUGCUGGGGUCGGAAGGACGGGCACUUUCAUUGCCAUUGAUCGUCUCAUCUACCAGAUAGAGAAUGAGAACACCGUGGAUGUGUAUGGGAUUGUGUAUGACCUUCGAAUGCAUAGGCCUUUAAUGGUGCAGACAGAGGACCAGUAUGUUUUCCUCAAUCAGUGUGUUUUGGAUAUUGUCAGAUCCCAGAAAGACUCAAAAGUAGAUCUUAUCUACCAGAACACAACUGCAAUGACAAUCUAUGAAAACCUUGCACCUGUGACCACGUUUGGAAAGACCAAUGGUUACAUCGCCUAAUUCCAAAGGAAAAACCUUUCUGGAGUGAAGCAGACUGUCGCACCCACAGCGAAGGCACAUGCCCCGAUGUCGACAUGUUUUUAUAUGUCUAAUAUCUUAAUUCUUUGUUCUGUUUUGUGAGAACUAAUUUUGAGGGCAUGAAGCUGCAUAUGACAGAUGACAAAUUGGGGCUGUCGGGGGCUGUGGAUGGGUGGGGAGCAAAUCACCUGCAUUCCUGAUGACCAAUGGGAUGAGGUCACUUUUUUCUUCCCCCCUUGAGGAUUGUGGAAAACCAGGAAAAGGGAGCUAUGUUUUUUUUUUCCAAAACAAUUUCUUUUUUAAAAAAGACUAUUUUAUAUGAUUCACAUGCUAAAGCCAGGAUUGUGUUGGGUUGAAUAUAUUUUAAGUAUCAGAGGUCUAUUUUUACCUACUGUGUCUUGGAAUCUAGCCGAUGGAAAAUACCUAAUUGUGGAUGAUGAUUGCGCAGGGAGGGGUACGUGGCACCUCUUCCGAAUGGGUUUUCUAUUUGAACAUGUGCCUUUUCUGAAUUAUGCUUCCACAGGCAAAACUCAGUAGAGAUCUAUAUUUUUGUACUGAAUCUCAUAAUUGGAAUAUACGGAAUAUUUAAACAGUAGCUUAGCAUCAGAGGUUUGCCUCCUCAGUAAUAUUUCUGUUCUCAUUUGAUCAGAGGAGGCCUCUUUGCCCCAACCCCGCUUCCCCUGCCCCCUGUACAUUUGUGCUCCAUUUUUUCUUCCUUUUUCCCUCCCAGUUUUCUCCAAAGACUCUUCUGUUGGCAACAUUUUCAACCCAUUGGUUGGGUGAGAAUGGCGACUCAAAUAUCACCUUGAGAAUUUCUGUGGGUGGGAAUGGGAGAAGCAGAGGAAUCCUACAGUGGCAGAAAUCCUUUUCUUGUCCCUGUAUUAUCCUUUUUCUCAUGUCUGUAUUUGGUAUGAAGGAUUAUUUAAAGGUGCAAUAUGUGACUUAGUGAUUCAUGAUGUUCUAGGUUUUUAGUAACGUUUUACUCAGGUUGGCAUUUUAUGUGUCUGUGUCUGUAUGUGUGUGUGUAUGUUCAGAAGCGUGGCAAUCUGUGAACACUUCAGCGUGAAUUCAGUGUCAGAUUAAUCCCUCCUUCCCCAAAGUCCACUGGCUUUCGUCUCUCUCUGCCGUGACACAUAUCGGAAUCUAUUGUAUAUAUAUAUAUAUAUACUAAGCUCUCAAAAACAGUCAUUCCUAUGAAUUGAGAUGUACAAAGUUUGAAUUUGUAUCAAAGAUGUAAUUAUUAUUUUUAAAACCUCUUUUCACUAUACUGCUGCUGUAAUUACUUUGAUUUUUAAAAUGUAGAUUAAUUUUUUUUUUUUUUUUUGCUUCAGGUGUGUAUCCACCAAGAAUUUCAAAUUUAUGUGGAUUUAUUUUAUUGGUACAUAAUCUGUAAACUUCCUAAGGCAUUAACAUGAAAAGAUUUUUUUCUUCUUUUUAUUUUAUAUUGUGGCUCAGGUUAUAUUUUGAAGUUGUUUUGAGUUUAUCCUCCAAUAGGCAAUGAAGUUGACAAGGUUUUAUGAAGGAAUAACCAAGUCCCUGGAGUCCUGUGGCUGUUUCCACAGUAAUGCGUCCUGCUGUAAACAGGACAGGUGUGUCCUGUUGAGAAUGGGAGCGGGCUUUUCCAGCCUCCUGGUCCCUCCUGACUCUGCCACGCCCCUCACCUCACUGGCACUUUGAUAGCUGACUGGACGUGUUAAUGGUCUUUUAGGGUUCUAAAGGGUGAACCACACUUUUAAAGCCCCGGCUAUGGUUCGGAGGGUUAGUGCUGUAUGCCUUUUAUUUCCCUUUCCCUUUGAGGUACUGAAAGGAUGAAAAGGUGGCGUCAUGUUUUGGGGAGAAUCUUACUUCUCAAAUGGAAAUUGCACUUUUUGCUGAAUCCUUUGCAUUGUUUUGGUAGUUCAUUGAGUAUCAGGUCCUCAAAGGAAUGAGUUGGCCCGGCUAGGGUGGGCCCUCUUGACCUAACUUCAGAGGGGGCCUUGGCUCAGUAGGUGUGAAUCAGGGAAGCCACGCUGUCCUCGGGGUGCUGUAUGAAGCUGGGAUUCCUCCCACACCUUCACACUGGCCUGCCUCCAACUCAUAGAGAUCUCAGAGCGGUCGGUACUUCAUUCAUAGGUCCCUGCUCAGGUAGCAGUUCUGUGGUCUGUGGCCCUCUCCCCUCCAAUGUGUCCCAAACCAUUGUGAUGGGUGGCAAAUCCCAGGGAGCUCCUAAGCCCUGCUCUGCCCACAUCACCGCCACAGAGAAGUCAGAGGAAGGGACUUGUUGCUAAAAAAUCCUUUAAAAGAUUAAAUUCUUUAAAAGAUUAAAGCAACAUAAUUGUAAACAUAUUGUAUCAAAAUGAAAAACACAGGAACCCUCUUCCCUUCCGCCUGGUGGGAAAUGGGCAAGCGGCCCCAGCAAUCAUGGGAGGAACUCUUGCGGGGGAGCGGUCUGGGAUUCCAAAUAGGCAGGUCACACGAAGGUCACGAUGCUUCUCUGCAUCCUGAAAAGGGCUGGGGACAGGGCCAGUGGGGGUGGUAAGGGUAUUUAUAGCACAGUGCUUGAAAAGGGAAGAUUAAUGUGUAAAUAUAAAGGACACACAGGCUGGGGGUUGGUCAGAGGCAAGAGGAGGGUGCCUCUGAGCUUCUUCAACCCCUCCCAGGAAAAAUGAGCUCAAAUUGGAAGAGUCCAGUGGAAUCGGGGGGAUGGUGUUAAGUGCCCCUGUUCAGUCUUUGACAAUUGCAUAUAGAAAAGCAGCUGGUAUGGGUUUGGGUGUCAAUGGAAGGGCCAAAGAUCGGUGGCCAGCUUGUUUGGGGGAUUUGGGCCAUUGAUAGCAUCUCCCAGGAACAACGACUUUUUGCCUCCAAAGUCGGAUCUAGUGAUGAUCGGCACCAGCAGGAAAUGACAUUUGGUGUCUGCCCACUGCAGCCAUACUGUAACCUCCAGCCAGACUUCCGCCUAAUUGACUCCACUGGAUUUGUGCUCUGUUUAGUCAGAGGCUCCCGGGGGGUUGGGGAUCGAGGGGCGGGGGUCAGCUAUGCAGCUGAUCACGUGUGUUUUUCAUCUGGGAUGAAAAAGCCUGGUUCUCUUUUGAAAUGCUUGAUUGUACUUAUUGAGCUAAACAAGUCUUGGUGACUGUUGUUGAUUUGCCUCAAAAGUCUUAAGUUCUGGGUUUUCAGACUACUGUGUAGCAGCUGUGUGUUUAAUAUACUGUAGCUUUUUCUCCCUUGGGGGCACAUACGAAUAGGAUGUGUUGAUGUGGACUCUUAAACUGUAAUUUUCCUGUAACUAUUUUGGAAUGACGCAUAUUUCUAAUGUUUGUUAUACUUGUACAGAGUGUUGCUGUUGGUUGCUUUUUUUUUUUUAAGGAAAAAAUGGCCUGAAAACAUUUUUUUAAAGACUUACAAAUACCAAAUAUAAACAAAGUCAAUGCA
Messenger RNA from Pongo pygmaeus (Bornean orangutan), 7783 nucleotides. It is a transcript of the gene PTPRJ, whose product is annotated as protein tyrosine phosphatase receptor type J. Gene Ontology annotation, cellular component: signaling receptor complex. The record is from RefSeq and is a predicted model, not a curated record. Gene Ontology annotation, molecular function: protein binding; protein tyrosine phosphatase activity. The transcript has 24 exons. NCBI's taxonomy places the organism in Eukaryota, Metazoa, Chordata, Mammalia, Primates, Hominidae. Bases 8 to 4354 code for a protein of 1448 amino acids. Gene Ontology annotation, biological process: peptidyl-tyrosine dephosphorylation involved in inactivation of protein kinase activity.